Molecule: messenger RNA, 6442 nt
Organism: Gordionus sp. m RMFG-2023
Lineage: Eukaryota; Metazoa; Nematomorpha; Gordioida; Chordodea; Parachordodidae
Product: Ig-like and fibronectin type-III domain-containing protein 1
Exons: 31
Coding region: 92-5302 (1736 amino acids)
Biological process (GO): cell-cell adhesion
Molecular function (GO): protein binding
Source: RefSeq, a predicted model, not a curated record
AAAUCAAUAAUCAUUCCUAUUAUUAAAUGGCAUAAUAUUCUGAGUAUUGAAAUAAAAUGCACGGAAUUCUUGAAAAUUACAUUUUAACAAAAUGUUAAUAAUUUAUGGUCUUAUAUUCAUUAUAUAUCACACAAAUGCUCAAUAUUCUGAAUCAGAAUUGUAUGUGUAUACUGGUCAGUCACAUAUAUUGGUAUGUAAUAUAGCUAAGGAUAACAAUGUUGCUGUUCAAGAUGCUUAUUGGAGUAUUGGAGAUAAAUUAUUAAAUCUUGACAAUACUGUUAAUAGUUCAAUAUAUUCUGUCAAACUUGAAGCACGGCGUUCAUUUACUCAAGACUUACAAAUAUAUGCGCUUCAAUUGCUUAUCAAAAAUCUCACAAAAUCUGACAGUGGCAUCUACAUCUGUUCUUACAACGGCAAAAAUAUAACCACGGUCACCUUAGUAGUCAACGACACAUUUUCGUCCAAAAUCACUGCCGAAGAUUACGAACUAUCACCUACUCAACAAUCCCUUAACAGUUCCAUAUUCAAUUUUACCAUCAAUAUUAAUGUCACCGAUUGUUGUAUUGAGCAAGGAGUGCCUGAGGAAUGUAGAAAUCCAUGUAUCGGAAAAUUAGGACUAAACUAUACUUGUCGUGUUUAUAGGGAAAGAAUCGAUAUAUGCAUUAUAAACGGAAAAGAUCAUAGGGAUUGUUGCAAGAGAAGACUGAUAGACGAUAAUUGCAUCGAUUUAUGCACUCACACCUCUUCUGAUUUAGAAUUAGCGAAGGUGUGCGCGGCACAGUUGCCCGAUAUAUUUCAAUGCAUCGAGGAAGGAAAUUAUCUUCUACCUGGUCCUCCGUUGUACCCCAUUGCCCUUCCACUCAAUUCAACGGCUCUAGAAAUCCGGUGGCUGCCACCCACUUCUAAUCCCAUAUUAGUCAAUUCUUACAGAAUUACGUAUUCCCGGAUCAAUCUACCUUCUCCCGAUUCGCCACAAACCUCGGUUUACAGGCAAAGUUUAAGCCACUCCAAUAACUAUAACAUAAAUAGUUUUAACAGCGGUGCCAAUAAUACCAAAAAGAGCGAAUACGAAAAUUACGACGAGGAUAAUCCCAUGUACGAAGAUAAGGAGAUCAAGGAAGGAAAUAUCAACGAGACUUUAUCGUUAGGAGAAAAUGAGACUUUGGCGAAUCAUCCUCGCAUUGUGGAUGUAGCCCAUGAUUCCGAUACCAUAUUAUUAGAUCCAUCGCUGGAAUCAUCCGAGCCUUUACCCCGUAUGAUAUUGCUCAUUAGGAACGAAUCAUCCGUUAUAGUUCCUAGCUACCAUUUAAAGCAUGUCUUGCAUAACCUGGCUCCUUCAUCAUCUUACGAAAUAUACAUCCAAUCAAUUGGUUCUCAUGGGUCAAGUUUACCUUCCGAAUUGGUUGAGAUAUUUACUAAAAGCGCUGACAUCGCCAAUGAAACUAGUAAUGACAAAUAUUCAGAAUCAAAUGUUACCACGUCUCUGGAUUCUAUAAUAAGAUGUUGCAAGACCAGUCAAAUCCCAGAUGAAUGUAUUCCUGCUUUAUGUCAAAUUCACAAUUUAGCCGCUAAUUUUACGACUGCCUUAUAUAAUUGUGCUACUCAUUUCGAUGCAUCCAUGAGAUGUAUCAUAGACGGAAGAAAUCACACUGAUUGUUGUAUCCGUAAUAGAGUUUCAAAGUCUUGUUUCAGUUUUUGCGACGGAACUAACGAUUUAAUUACCAACGUUGGUCAAGCUAGAUGUAUAGUCGAAAUCAACCCUAUACUCACUUGUAUAAGGCAGGGAUAUGAAAUCCUACCUAGUCCCCCAAUGGAUAUAAAAGUUCUUUACAAAGGCACAUACAUUAUAACUCUCGAUUGGGUUCCCUCGAUUAAAAAUCCUGAUUUAAUUCAAUCUUACGCAAUUUACUAUAGAGCUAUAUCGGAAGAGAAUAAGAGAGAUGGGGAUAUCAAAGAUUAUACUUAUUUUAAAAUGAUCGCGAACAUAAGCAAAACCACUUCUCCCCCUUUCACCAUAAACGAUUUAAUUGCCGAUACUUGGUACGAGGUUUUCGUAGUGGCUCAAGCACUUAACGGGUCCUCAUUGCCUUCGAAUUCCUUAAAAGUGCUUACUUUACAAGAAGUUAUAGGUACUAUUUCUUUCGGUAGCAAUGACCAGAAUGGUCUGAGUUACAACGAUAGUUAUAGCUCUAUUGUUAACAUGGAUCAAGGUGACGGAAACGAGAAUAGUAGCCUGGAUUUAAAUCUAAAAUCCCAAAAUUGCUGUUCCAUAAGCGGUAUCGAUUUUAAAUGUCUGCCUCUUUGCCGAUACGACACUGAUCUUAAUUCGAUCGAACUAAUUAACCUUACCUCUUCUUGCUUUACUCAUUUUCAAACGAUACUCACAUGUUUAGCAGAUUUCAGAGAUCAUACGCCAUGUUGUAAAUCACGAGGAAUAGGCAACUCUUGCAGCUUAUUUUGUAGUUCGCGCGUUCCGGAUAAAGCUAUCAAUUAUUUACCCUGUUUAAAGGACGCUAGUAGCAUAUUGGAAUGCUUUGAGGAAGGAAUAAGAAAACUUCCCACACCCCCAACUCAAUUAAUUUUAGCUGACAGAACGAAAAAUAGUCUUAAAUUUUCUUGGAACCCACCAGACAUGAAUUACAUCUUCGAUAAUGCAAGCGCUUUAUCUUACAAAGUCGUUUAUCUACCUAACGUCAAGCCUUUUAGAGCACCUAUCAUAGUGAUAGUUAACGAAACAAAUAUAGAAUUGAAAGAUUUACUUCCAAACACAACUUAUCGCCUAUUCGUGGUAGCCAUCAACAUACAUGGCAGUAGCUUGCCAUCCUAUGUUAUCAUUGGCAAGACGUUACCUGAACACCCGGAACCUCCAUCUUUUAAUCCUAGUAACCCCAACAAAUACUUUUCACCCAUCUCCACACCUCCGAGACCUUAUGAGAUAGAAGUGCUUAGGGUCGGUCUGAACUACAUAUCAUUAGCUUGGAAAGUUAAAACCAAGUUUGACAUAAAUCCGCUCAGUGUAAAACCCGAUUGGAUUUACAGAAUUUAUUAUUCCGAGAUACAUGAUAGCAAUAAUUAUGGAAACGAACAAGAAAUAAACGAGGAAAAUAAUCCGCCGUCAUUUCAUUCGGUCAACGUAUCGGAACCUUUCUACAAUUUAACCAACUUGAAUACGAACACCAAAUACAAAAUAUUCGUAACUUCGGACAACAAAUUCACAGAAAGCUUGCGCUCCGAGAUCGUAAUCGUUAGAACAUCACAAGAAUCUUCUCCUACGGCCGGUAUAGUAAUCUACCCAAGAACUUCCGUUAUUCAAGAUGGUAACACGGUCACGCUCAGUUGUUUGGCUGCUGGUCAUCCAAAACCGCAAGUUACUUGGUAUCAUUGGAAAGAUAAUUUUCAAAGUCCGAUAUGGCAUGGUGAGAACCUAACCAUGGAUCACAUUCAUCGAUCCGCUAUGGGCCAAUAUAAAUGCGUGGCUAGGAACGGGAUAUUACCCAAUGGAAAAGAUUUCGUAUACUUAAAAAUCGCAUUCAAUCCUGUGGUCAUCGCCAAAAAUAGUCCCGUAUACGUGAACAUGUAUUCAACCCUCAAGUUGAAUUGCACAAUCGAGGCUUAUCCUCCUAUCAUCAAGAAGAGCGCUGUUUGGUACAAGGAUGGAGAAAUCAUACCUCAAGGAGAUGCCCAUUCAGAUCACAAAUAUUGGGUUUACCAAGAUACAACUUCUAACAAUAAAUACACUUACACUAUGACACUGAUUAUCAAGAACGUUAAAGGCAAAGAUUUGGGCUCUUAUAGGUGUCAAGCUCACAACACGCAAGGCAUGGAUAAAGAUGUCAUAAGAGUGCUCAGGAAAUCUGGUUCUUUUUCGGAAUUCAACGAAAAUGCUAAUGAUAUAAACGGGAAUUCGUCGACCCAACCUCGUUAUUCGCCUAAUGUUACGCAGUGCUGUGAAAAUCUUAAUGUUAAACCCAUAUGUCUGCCAGCUUGCUAUUACGACGUCGAUUUAAACGAUUUUUUGUUUAAUAGCCAUGACAAGGACCCAAAUAAUCAAAACUUUACAGAAUCUAACUAUCCAAACAAUGUCAAUGGAAACACAUACAGACUCUCUUGCUUGCCAGAACUCCCUAAAUUGGUGCAUUGCGCUGCUGAUGGCAGAAAUCACAUUCAAUGUUGUAUAAAAAGAAAUAUUCCUUGGAAUUGUAGAAGAUUUUGCGAAGGAACUGUGCCACCUCUCGUGACCCCUCAUUUGCAAGAUUGUUUGGCUUAUUCUCAAGCUAUUAUCGACUGCUAUUACAAUGGAUCUGUAAAUAUACCUACAAUGCCAACCAAUGUAAGAGGAGAUGUAAUACACAAUAAUAUGAUAAUACUAAAAUGGGACGCUCCACAACAAAAUCACGGUAAAGUACAAUACUACAUGGUUUAUCACAGAUCUUCAAAUCAAAUCAAAUGGCAACAAAAUAGAACAAGAUCAUCAGUUAUGAGAUUUAGCGAUUUAAAUCACAACACGGAAUAUUACUUUCAAGUAGAGGCUAGUAAUUCUCAUGGCUCUUCUAAUAAAAGUCCUAUCUUGAGGCUACAAACUCAUUCCGCAGAAGCUGAAAUAUACAGUGAUGUUAUUAGGCAUCACCGCAACGGAAAACCGGCGACCAUUGCCCUUGCAUUCAUAGGCUUUAUUCUAUUCAUAUCCGUUGUUGGUUUUGCGCUCUUCGUUUUUUACAAAAAAAAGUUUAGCCCAUUUAAUCAACCAGUCUCCUUCGAUAAUCCAGGUUACGACAAGGAACAUGUAAUGGAAGUUAUUAACCCUUCCAUAUAUUCCAACGGAUUCGGAAGGAUAGGUAGCUUGAGGAGCGACGAUACCAAUUCUUACUAUAUGCCCAAUAAUGUGAACACAUCUUUGAACGUCCCGACCCAACCUAAUUUAUCGCCGAACCUUAAUAAUAAAAAUAAUGGGGUAAAUAGUAGCGGUAAUAAUUCACACUCCAAAAGGAACGCCAAAUAUAUGGAAGAUUCGUUUAACGGUAUAAGCGGGUGGCAUCUCCCUUCGCUUCACGCUCUUUCUGGAAGUGAUGACACCAUGAUAAGUAACGACAAUCACGGUUCUGAUAAUAACAUCGAUUUUAAUUGCCCUAAAACUGCUACGGACGCCUCAAAUUUGGAUAAAAACAAAAUGAAUAAUAAUUCUAGAAUCGAAGAUGAAAACAAGGUCAUCCUUAUUCAACCGCCACCAUUGAGCGGCAAAGGUAACAACAGGCAGCUUAUCGAUCAUCGCGAUGAUCAUUCAAACGAAAGAAUUAUACUUUAAAGAAAAACAAAUAAGUUUUUAAUUGUAUGUUUGUGUUAAAAGUUAGAUAACACGAAAAUCGUUAAAUAUUAUAUCCUAAAUGUGAUAUUCAUACUUUAUAUAACUGGCAAAACAUUUUUCUUCAUAAUAACAUCUGUCAUUUCGGUUCAUAAUAAAUACUACAGGGAAUUUCUAUACUUUUUGGAAGUUUUGUGCGUUCUGAAAUCUAAAUAAAUCAUUAGAUAUAUUUAUUAAACCGGAGGGGGUAGGUGUUUUAUAUAAACAACAAAUCGAAUGAUAUGAUUUUACGAGUAAACAUCAGCUGCGACCAUCACUGAAAAUUCGGUCUUAUCUUGGUAUUUUUUCAUUAUUCCCUUCCCAUGUUUACUUUUUUAGAAAGUUAUAAAUUAAAUUAGUUAGAAUUAAAUACUUUUUCCAAAUUUAUACCAUAAUCCCUAUUAUAAACGUCAUCAUUCCUAUUUAUUUAAAAAAUUUGUUGUAUUUAACAACCAUCCCCCCCCACCCUUCCACCAAAUUUUUUGAAAGUACAAUUUGUAAAUAAUUUUAAUUAUAUCUUUCUCUAUUUGUAUAUCAUAUUAAAACUAUCUUUGUAUAAAAAUUUAAAAAUAUUUAUUUAUUUUUUAAACUCUUUUAUUGUUCACCUAGAUUCCAUCGAAUAGAUAGGCCAAUAUAUACAACAGUUUCAUAUUUUUUUUAUUGAAAAUAAGGUCAUCUUAUAGUUUAGGAAAAAUGAUAAUUUGUAAAUCUCAUUAUAACGCCAUAAUAUAAAACGUUAUUGUAUUUAAAUACGAAGUAUUUUAUUUUUAAAAAAAUCUAGAAAUCACAGUUUUUUAUUUUAAAAGAAACUUAUAUGUGUUUCAUUACAUAAAGUCUUCAACUCUAAUCUUUUAUAAAUUAUAAUAAUGCGCCCAUUGAUAUUAAGUAUACAAUUUUUUAUGGUAUUUCCUUUUUAAUGAAAAAAAAUUCACCUAUUUUACAAAUUUUUAAUUAAAUCAAUUAACUCGUAGAAUAUUUAUCGGUGCACUCACUUAUGUAGUUUUUUUUAAUGAACACAAUACAAAUAUUUUUUAACGCAGAAUAUUUUGAAUGUAUUGGAGUUAUUAAAAUUACAUUCAUUAUAUACAAUACAACUAUUACUAA